Molecule: messenger RNA, 2136 nt
Organism: Chenopodium quinoa (quinoa)
Lineage: Eukaryota; Viridiplantae; Streptophyta; Magnoliopsida; Caryophyllales; Amaranthaceae
Product: zinc finger MYND domain-containing protein 15-like
Exons: 11
Coding region: 337-1437 (366 amino acids)
Source: RefSeq, a predicted model, not a curated record
UAUUAAGUUUAUCUGAGUCCUAUGUAAGUUAUCUAUAACACCUAACCCUAACCCUAACCCUAACCUUGUAAAUUUGGGUUGAUGGUUUGGUUUCGAUUGACCUUGUUAGGCUGACAUCUUGGGUUAGGUUAGUUCUGAUAAUUAGCGGGUAGGUACGAUUUAUCUUUGUAUGGUUUUGAAUAUGGAUUGGUUGUAAACUUGUAAUUGGUUUGUUUGAUGGGCAAAGAAACCCAUAGGACUACAGAAGUUCAGUGAACCCGUCCAAAAAAGUCCAAAUUUCCAUUUACUGUUUAAGCCAUAGAAGGAAGAGAAGGGGACACUUCGACUGCAGCAAAAAUGGAGUGCGCGGCAAAAGGGCGAGGCACUCGAUGCGUUGGCCCAGCAAUAAGGCGCUGUGCUCGUUGCGGUGCUGUAGCCUAUUGUUCACUCUCUCACCAGAUUUCUCAUUGGAGUGAUCACGAGCAAGAAUGUGAGAGGUUAGAGGUACAAAUGAGAGAUGCUGAUAUACUGAACACAUUUCCGUUCACAUUUUCUGAGGAAGCUACACUUCAGAUUUUGAAAGAAAAGGAGAGUAGAUGUACAUUUUUGUCAAAAAGGAACAUACAUCAGAGAGGAAUUUGGUCAUGUGAAUGCUCUUGUGGGGUUUCCAACACCAAUCAUAAGUCAAUCAAUUGUUGGAACCUUCCAAGCACAUUGGUCCCUUGUUCUGAUCCUAUAUCUCCAUUGUCAAAACAGUUAAGCUGUUGGAAGGAAUACUAUGAAUGGAGAUCCAUCUCGUUAGAUUCACCUGUUGCUUUGCUGCUUCAUUGGCCCUUAACAAUUUACCAUGCUCUCCAACUUAAUGAUAGUAGAAUACGGAGUAGAGAUGUUAGUAAACAUAUCAACAUCCAUUAUCUUGGACCUGAUAAGGAGCUUAUUCAACUUGCUGUCUUUGGGGAAUUGCUUGCGCUUCUCCCGGACUAUGACGUACGUAUAGAUUUUGUUGGACCGGCAAUUCCAGAGUAUAGGGAUGGUGAAAAGACUUAUCUCCAUAGCUAUGUGUGUUGUGAUGAUAGAGAUUGCGAGUGCAAGUAUCCUAGUGAGGCUAGUUGUGGUAGUGUGGUGACGUUGCAGCUUCUUAAAGGUUUUUAUCAUGAUAGGUUUAAAGAUCUAAUGAAGGAUUCCUUUCCACAUCUGAUCAUCGCCCCAAAUGCUGGAGUUGCAGCUUAUCCAAGCUGGAUGGAAACAGUUGAGUUGAUUCAUGGGCUGAAUACUCCAGCUGUUUUUACCGACUUCUGUGAAGAAGCUGCUCAUCUAGCUGCUUGCUGUCUGAGCAGCGCAACAGGCUGCAAGCUGGCACUUCCUGUCCAGUUAAAUCCAUUUAGGCAACCAAUAGCUGUAGAAGAGACUGCAUUGCAUGUCCCUUGCUAUUCCAAUUGCUUCCUGUUUGGGAUAUAAAAUGGUACCAUCGAAAGUGAAGCCUUGAGAGAAAAGAAGGAAAGAAGAGAACUCAUUAUGUGGAACCGAAAGACCAAGAGGAAUUGGGUUGAUUAAGGCAUUUGGAUUGUGUUUCUCAUGUUCAUUCUGUUGAUUAUUCCCUAUUUCAGGAAAUAAUGCACAGUGAGUUCAUUCCAUUGCUGUUGACUGCUGAGUUUGGGGUUGUGAAUGUCAUGGUAAAGUGUGAUUACAUAGUGUGGCUGAUGCUGUUAACAAGAAGAGUUGAUAUAUGCUGCUGCAACUAUACACUUUCCUAGUGUUUUUGUUGUCGGAAGGGGCAUGGGUUCCCCACAAGUGAGCUGUUGGUGGGAAACUGGUAGGAGAACUAGCUUGUGAUUUCCCCUUGUGGUGUACCAUCUUACGAACUUGAUUGAAUUAAUGAUACUAGCUAAUUGCCUCGUCAAGGUUGCUCUCAACUAGAGAAAGGCACAGUGCUAAGGUCAAGGAUAUUGUUUCAUCAUGUCAAGAAUAUAGUCAUGAUGUAGAUUCAUUUCUUAUUAAGCAUCAUAAUUAUAAUCCCUGUGAAUAAUGACUUGAGCAAGCAAGCCGAUAGAUUUUAUAAUAUAUGUCCAAUUUUGUGCUUUUAGUUCAAGAUUUAAAAGCUGAAAUAGGAAGAUUUGGAGCUGGGGUCUAAAGAAAACCUGAUUGAAAGUUAAUUCA